AUUUGACAGAUGACAUUAAGUAAAUACGUAAGUCGUAAGUACGUAUUAAUAUUUUACCUUUUAGUUCAUAGAUUCAUAUUCACUACGUCUUAGAAGUUUGUUCUAUGUACUUUUUUAUUUAAGUGCGUCUGAUGUGUAUGUUUAUAAGUUAACGUUAAUGGAGGAAAUUACGGAAUCUGGUUGUUAACCAAUAAACAUCGAAACAACCUACAGCAUCCAAUAUUUUUUGAGUAGCUUAAAAGAUACAAAAAAAUGAGUGGUAGACCUUAAACAGUUGUAGCGAUAUGUAAAGUGUAUUAAAAGUCGUAAUGAGGGCGCGCCGUGAGACGCUGGUGAUAGGGGCGCUGUGCGCGGCGUGGUACGCUCUGAGCUCAGCCAGUAAUGUAGUUGGCAAGCUCGUGCUCACCGAGUUUCCGUUCCCGCUAACGGUGGCUUUGGUGCAGCUGGCGGCGACUGCGGCGUGUAGCGUACCCGCGCUAGCACUUUGCGGCGCCCCACCGCUGCCGUCUGCCUGCCGACUGCGCGCGCUUGUACCUCUAGCGCUUGCCAAGUUUCUAACUACAGUCUUCUCACAAGUAUCCAUAUGGAAAGUGCCAGUCUCCUAUGCUCACACUGUGAAAGCGACAACGCCACUCUGGACGGCGGCACUGGCGUGGGUCAUAUUCGGGGAGCGGCAGUCGCGGAGCGUUCAGACGGCGCUGGUGGUGAUUGCCGCCGGCGUGGCGCUGGCUUCCGCCACGGAGUUGCACUUCCAGACCGCCGGCCUCGCAGCUGCCCUAGCCGCCGCCGCGCUGCUUAGUCUACAGCAUCUGCUGACAAAGCGCGUCAUGCAAGGAUCGCGAGCGCACCCGCUCCGCCUUUUGCAGGCACUUAGCGCACUCGCUAUGUUGGCGCUGGCGCCAAUGUGGGCCCUGAGCGAGGGUGGCGAAGUGGCUUCGUGGCGCCGAACAGGCGCAACCUCGAGCGCGCGCGCGGGAGCGCUCCUGGCGGCGGAUGGCGUGUUGGCGUGGCUGCAGGCCGUUGCGGCCUUCAGCGUUCUCGCGCGCGUCACACCAUUAGCCUACGCCGUGGCGUCGGCCGCGAAACGCGCCGUGGUCGUUCUGGCGUCGCUGGCGGUGCUCCGCAACCCGGCGCCUCCGCUGAACGUGGCGGGCAUGACUCUGGCCGUGCUGGGCGUCCUGCUCUACAACCGCGCCAAGUUGAGCCGAUCGCCCGCGCCGCUGCUGCCCGUCUAGAUCAUUUCUCGGUACCGUCAAUGAACUGACAUUCUCCACUACCUUAGUGAUAAUAAAAUAAAUAUAUAUUUUUACGUUCAUAGUAAAUAUAUGUUAUGUUUUUGAA
This is a messenger RNA of Pieris rapae (cabbage white), 1341 nucleotides long. It is a transcript of the gene TPT, whose product is annotated as solute carrier family 35 member E1 homolog. Gene Ontology annotation, molecular function: antiporter activity. The transcript is spliced from 2 exons. Lineage: Eukaryota; Metazoa; Arthropoda; Insecta; Lepidoptera; Pieridae. The record is from RefSeq and is a predicted model, not a curated record. Gene Ontology annotation, cellular component: Golgi apparatus. The coding region runs from base 309 to 1235 and encodes 308 amino acids.